This is a messenger RNA of Portunus trituberculatus (swimming crab), 1948 nucleotides long. RefSeq lists its product as uncharacterized. Bases 1 to 1548 code for a protein of 515 amino acids. The record is from RefSeq and is a predicted model, not a curated record. The transcript has 2 exons. NCBI's taxonomy places the organism in Eukaryota, Metazoa, Arthropoda, Malacostraca, Decapoda, Portunidae.
AUGACUCAGCAAAAUAUAGUAAAAUUCGUAAUAUGGGCGUGUGUACUACUGACGCCCAUAUUCUCCCAUGCCACGCCCUUCACCUACACUCACGCCCAGUCACACACCCACGCCCGCACCCUACCAUCGCUACCUGAGGACGGAAAGGACAAGCAAAAUUCAAUAUCUGUUCCUCGCUUGGCGCCGGGCUAUCCCAUCUUGAACACCACCCUGGGCAUUCUCUCCUUCGCCGCCUUCACUGUGUACAUUGCCAUGCUGCUCGGUGGGCUUCUUGGAGGGGACAAUCCGGCCAGGGAGGCAGUGGACAGGCGGGGCGAGGCAGAACCAGCGGGAGACAUCACGCCAAGCAUUUCUCCCUACAACAACACACUGCAGGCAACACACGCGAUCUUGCCUUCCCUGCACCACCUCCCUCCAGUCUUCCCGCCCCUGAGCAACCAUCACCUCAGCCCUCUUCUGUAUACACUAGGAGGACAUGAACUGGCGGGCCUUACAGCGAACAGAGGGAACUUCAUGCAAAAACCUUCAUUUCAACACAAACACGAGAUGAAUAACCUUAACUACCCUCACAGUUUAGACUCUUCUAAUCACCCACCCCUCUACUCUUACAACGAUAUCCUACAGCCUUCAGGAGUGCAUGGUGGCCCUGACGUGUCCCUUGAUAACUUCUCAGGGUAUACAGGCGUGUCUCAGGGUACUAGAGGUGUCACUGCUGCACGUGGGGUACUGGAAGGCCUAAGAAAGCGAGCACCAGUUACACCAACACUCUCCGACAUGAAGGAACCACCACCACCACCACCACCACCACCACCACCACACACAAUGGCGUCAGGAAGAAAUGGUACUAAUACAUUAUCUCCUGCAGGAAUCCUACUAACCCAAACAGAGAAACAGGACUCUACCUCGCCCUCUUCAUCUCUUAUAUUUACUAACACUAGGACUUCGCAGGACUCCCAAAUAGAGGUCCCUAAACACCCUGAAAAUUACAACAACCCUCCACCUCGCUUUCUUUCACAGGGACACGAGUUUAGGGGCACAAAUUCAGGGGUCUCGUUAAGGGAAGCAGGUAAAACAGGUGACAGGUAUUCUGGCAGUCACUUAGGGCAGGAAGUUACGAGGAAAUCAGGCCAAGUGUCACCAUGGAGAAACAUUCGUUACCAGCACGCCAUGAAGGGAGCCAACACGCGUCUCCACACUCUUAUUAACAAAGGCCACACCCGUGACACACUCCCACACGCCCUUCAUAACCAGAGCCACACACGCACAAUACCCUCACAGCGCACCAACACCACCAAGCCACAAAACCUCUCACAUUCCACCAUCUCAAAGGUCACUACAUAUACCCUGACGUCACCACGCACCACCACCAACUCCAUCACCACGUCACGGACACAGACCCCUCCUACAGCACCUCCUUCAGACACCCAAGCUAAAAACCUCACAAAUUUACACUUGGAUCGCCCGGCCACAGCUGCUGCCAUUGUGUCCGCCGUCAGGAAGAUAACCCUCGAGAACUUGGAGGCGCAACAAGGAGCGGGGGACUUCUAAAGGGUCAGUCGCCUCCGCCCUCGCCUUCUACAUGACGCAAGACCGAGGAAUCCCACACAUAAUGAUUCUCCUCUAGAUAACACAACACUGCCGCCUUCACCACGCAGUCACACGCCAACAGAGCCUUCCCAGAUCACUCCCCCAUGCAGCGCCCUAACGGAGGAGCAUCGGACGCCCACCCCAGGCCAGACACACGCCCGGAACACACCGCAAGAUGACAAGGCGUGAUGCUCCGGCAGUGAAAAGAUGACUUGAGAGAGAGAGAGAGAGAGAGAGAGAGAGAGAGAGAGAGAGAGAGAGAGAGAGAGAAAGAGAGAGAUAACCUCACACCAUACUAAAAAUAACAACAAUAACAAAAGUAUCACCUCUAAAUAACCCAGAAAAACAUAUUAGAAAUCAU